GGCGGGCUCCCGCCAUCUUUACGCCCGGGGUUGCCGGCGCAUGCGCGUAGCGGCCUCGGUGGAGCGGUAAGCGUAGCUAGUCCGUGUCGUCCGCGUGUUGGAUACAGUCGUGUGCAAGAGAUGCUGUGCCGGCUUAACGUUAGGUGGCUGCAGCCGCGGCCUGCCCUGCAGCUCCGGGGCUUGGGCCCACCGGUCGCACCGGCCCCCACCAGUGGCGUCAAGCCCUCCGCUCUGCCACUGUGGGCGGUGGCAUCAGUCUCUGCAGUUGGCCCGAGCGGCGCGGGUGGCUGGUAUGAAGCCCUGGCUACGUCGGCGCCGGUGAAGGGCGCCGAGGACGUACUGCUCUUUGCGCACACCGCCUCGGGCCUGCCCUGGUGGGGCAGCAUUCUCCUCACCACCGUGGCCCUGCGCGGCGCUGUUACGUUGCCCCUGGCUGCCUACCAGAACUACAUCCUGGCCAAGGUGGAAAAUUUGCAGCCAGAAAUAAAAAACAUUGCAAGGCAUCUUAACCAAGACGUUGCAGUUCGUGCAAAUCAGUUGGGGUGGUCCAAAAGAGCUGCGAGGCUCACUUAUCUAAAGACUAUGCGGAGGCUUGUUUCAGAGCUGUAUGUUCGGGAUAACUGCCACCCUUUCAAAGCCACUGUGUUGGUCUGGAUUCAGCUUCCAAUGUGGAUAUUCAUGUCUGUUGCUCUCCGGAAUUUUAGCACAGGGGAAACGCAUUCAGAAGCAGGUUUUUCUGUUCAGGAGCAGUUAGCUACUGGUGGGGUCCUAUGGUUUCCUGACCUCACUGCCCUGGAUUCCACUUGGAUUCUGCCUGUCUCCAUUGGUGUCAUCAAUUUAUUAAUAGUGGAGAUUUUUGCUCUGCAAAAAAUUGGAAUGUCUCGUUUCCAGACAUAUAUUACGUACUUUGUUCGUGCAGUAUCAGUGUUGAUGAUUCCAAUUGCAGCGACAGUACCUUCAUCAAUUGUUCUCUACUGGUUAUGCUCCAGCCUCAUGGGCCUUUCACAGAACUUGCUGCUACGUUCUCCUAGAUUUCGCCAGCUUUGUCGAAUACCGUUGACCAAAUCAGAUUCAGACACUCCUUAUAAAGACCUCUUUGCUGCCUUUUACGCCAAGUUCAUUUCAAGAAAAUGACAUACUUUCUAGUAAUUUUGAAACAAUUACAAGUUUCACUGUUAUUGUAUAUAGAAGAUUUAGAAAUUCAGAUAUGGUUUAAUUUGUUUUUUAAAAUCAUGAGCUCUGUGAAGUACUGUGGAUUAUGAUAUAAUCCAGAUAUAUUUGACAGUACUUAAAAUCUUUUAAGUGCUAAAAAUGUAGUAUGUUCAAUUAUAUAAAAGUGGGAUCAAAGUGUCGGGCCCUGUUCUCUACCGGUAUACCCAGAAAGCCUAUCCUUCAUAUCUGUUUCACCUAAGACCUUCCACAACCCCAGUUAAGAACUGAUGAAAUAAAAUUCAUGUUUUAUGGCAAGAUGAGAAAAGUUUAAACAUAAAUUUUUUCUUUGUCCCUUUGGGCCUCCUCCCUCCCCUUUAGCAGGUAUUGUGCAUCUGCAUUAACCAGAGCUCUUUAGGAGAUGACAUUCCUUAAUCUCAUUAAGGGACACUGACUCUUAGGAGAUAACCUUCCUUCUUGUAAGGGACCAUGAUGACUCAUGACCCACUAUUUGCUUUGUACCUGUAGGCCUGGAUUGUGUAAACCAUUAAUAAUACAUCGUAUGACAUAAACCCUUUGUCUCAAAAACGUACAUAACUGUGCUUUGACCCCUAAUUGGCAGAACAGUCCCCAGAGCUUUGUGAAAGUCUGCCUCUCAGAUUAUAAUCCUCAAAUUGGCUUGAAAAUUUUCCAUUUUUUUCUUAAACUGUUGAUGAAUUUUUCUGUUGACAGGACUGUACAUAAAAGCACUUUGAUCCUGGUUGAUUCCUGUCCAUAGGAACCACAAGGCCUGGCAGUUACCACACACAAAAAAAUUACCAGCUGAGGAAUGGCAGCAAAAGAGAUUAAACCAAGAAAGCACUUUCACACAGAAACCUUGCCUAGUUCUUAGAGCAGUAACUUUUGCUUUGCUGUAACUUGAACAUGAGAGAGAUCCGACACAACUGUCCCAAAGGAAUAUGUAACAAGAGAACCCUGUUCCCUUGCAUUCUCACUGACUACCUUCUUGACAGCCCAGUUUUUACGUAAGUUUUGCAAGAUAGUCUUACCUUUAAUUGCCUAGGCCUAUACUGCUG
Molecule: messenger RNA, 2225 nt
Organism: Kogia breviceps (pygmy sperm whale)
Lineage: Eukaryota; Metazoa; Chordata; Mammalia; Artiodactyla; Physeteridae
Gene: COX18
Product: cytochrome c oxidase assembly factor COX18
Biological process (GO): mitochondrial respiratory chain complex IV assembly; protein insertion into mitochondrial inner membrane from matrix
Cellular component (GO): mitochondrial inner membrane
Molecular function (GO): membrane insertase activity
Source: RefSeq, a predicted model, not a curated record